Limulus polyphemus (Atlantic horseshoe crab) is the source of this 2318-nucleotide messenger RNA. RefSeq names its product inosine-uridine preferring nucleoside hydrolase-like. Gene Ontology annotation, molecular function: hydrolase activity, hydrolyzing N-glycosyl compounds. NCBI's taxonomy places the organism in Eukaryota, Metazoa, Arthropoda, Merostomata, Xiphosura, Limulidae. The transcript is spliced from 5 exons. The coding region runs from base 208 to 1182 and encodes 324 amino acids. The record is from RefSeq and is a predicted model, not a curated record.
GUUUCCUUGCUUAUAUUUGACUGGGGGAGAACAGCUCGAUUUGUUCAAAUCUUAACACUUUGAUUGUAAUAUAUAUUCAAAGUCGAUAGGAAAUCUGUAUAAAAAGAAUUGGUUCUUAUAUUUAUUUUAAUUGACAGUGGAAGACAAAGUUUAUAAAUUAUCUUGUGUUCUAAUAAAAAAGUUAAAUUAUCAACAGCACUAGAUCAUAUGUUAGAAAUAAGCAUGGAAGAGGCAAGUAAAAAUAUAAUGGUGAUAGAUACAGACUGUGGAGUAGAUGAUGCUCUUGCCAUCAUGAUGGCUGUCAGUCAUGAUGAUUGGAAAGUUUUGUGUAUCACAUGCUGCUAUGGAAAUGUUAAUCUUAAUCAAGUAUGCCAAAAUGUUAUGCGAACUUUAGUGGUUUGUGGUAAGCAUGAGGUUCCUGUCUACAAGGGAUGUGAAAAAGCUCUGGUUAGUAAUGAACUUUUAGGCAGUGAUUACCAUUCAAAGGAUGGAUUUGGUGGUGUAGCAUCAGAAUUUCCAACUGAUUGUUUACAACUUGCAAGCCCAGAGCAUGCUUCUAAUGUUCUUGUUCGACUUGCUCGUGAACAUAGAAAACAUCUUGUGGUUGUGGCAUUAGGUCCACUGACAAACAUUGCAGUCGCUCAGAGAUUAGAUCCAGAAUUCACUAAAAAUUUAAAGGAACUUGUAAUUAUGGGGGGAAACAUUAAUGGUUUUGGAAACUCCUACUUAGCAGCAGAGUUCAACUUUGCUUCUGAUCCUGAGGCAGCUAACAUUUUGCUGAAAGAAGCUGAAUGUCCAGUGACUGUUAUUCCACUGGAAGUCUGCCAUAAAUAUGCUCUUGAUUGGAACUGGUUGGACGAUUGGCGAAAAACAGACACUCCUCGAGGAUAUUUAGUCCAAAAAAUGACAGAACAUUCCAUUAAUAGGGCCCGAAACAUACCAGGUUGCAAUGGACUUCAUCUUUGUGAUUUGUUUGCUAUGUGUGUGGUUGUCAACCCUCGAGUGAUUGUUAAAAAGGAUGAGAAAUGUGUUUACGUGGAACUUAAUGGGCAGCUGACCCGAGGAAUGAUGGUGGUUGAAAGACGACUUACACAUUUGCCUUACGUAACCAACAAUGUCUUCAUUGUGAUGGAAUUCAACAAGACAGAACUUUUAAAAAUGUUCAAGAAAAUGAUACUCUAAAGGAAGUGGUGCCUUAUAUGGUCACUGAUUUGAUUUAUUGAUAGAGAAAUGUCAUAUUACAGGGGAUGGAAAGUUAUUUUUUAAAUUGGAAAUGAUAUCAUACAUGGAUUAGUAUAUGAUUUGUUAAUAGACAGAUUAGGUAACAACUAAUAUAAUCACAGGAAAAUUAUUUUUGCCUUAUUUUGAUUUUUAAAACUUUUUAUUGGUUAGUUGAAUAAGAUGUAAAUUGCAUAAGUUCCAUUGUAAAUUUGAUAAAGGUGAAUUUCUUAAUUUACCUUUUUUUUUAGUGUGUGCAUUUAAUUAGUACAUUAUACAUAUAAAGAUACAUAUGAGCAUUGAUAAAGUACAAGUGGACAAAAUAUUGAAACAACUAGACAGUGAUGAAAAUAAUUUAUAAUGAACAAUGUUAGAUUGAACAGGAGGAUGAAAGAAAAAAAUCCUACAACACUUGCAAAGUAAUUUCAGAAGUUGUUUGGAAGAUGUUUAUUGUGGUAACAAAAGAUGUUGAGGAUGUCCUGUCUUCUGAGUUAGUUUUUAGAACAUUAAUAAAAACUGUAAUGCAGACUGCUGAGGAACAAUGAUGAUGAGGAGUAAGACCUUUUGUCUUUCCAAUUAACUUCUGGAACUCUAGUUAAAGCUGUAAUGCAGACUGCUGAGGAACAAUAAUGAGGAGUGAGAUGUGAGUGCUUAGACUACAUCUUUUACUGGCCUGCUAUUCAUUUUGUGUUUAUGUAUAUGGUGAAAAGGUUAUUGAACUUAGUUAUGUAGUUUGAAAUUUCUUUUUUUGUUGACUUGUAAUCUGUAUUUCUUUUCUUUAUUUUUUUUUCUAUUUUUUUUAUUAUUAUUAGUUAAUAUUUUGUUUUCUUCUCUCAGCCCUUUAAAGCCUAAUCUUAAACAUCUUCACAGUCUAAGAACAUAAACUUUUAAACUUUAACCCCUUAUUAAUAAUAAUGGAAAGUUUAAUAAUUAUACAUAGUUUGGUGAUAAAAAUCUUAUAUUUGUAAACAUUAGCAAUAUAGAAGAGAAAGGCACUUAAAAAUUGAAAAAGAAAGCUCUUAUUGUAUAGAGAGUAAAGCUACUGGUAACCUUUGGUAUCUUACAUAAUGUUAGUCUUAAUAAAAACUUUUGUUUAUUCA